Zeugodacus cucurbitae (melon fly) is the source of this 1048-nucleotide messenger RNA. RefSeq names its product immunoglobulin domain-containing protein oig-4. The transcript has 4 exons. The record is from RefSeq and is a predicted model, not a curated record. The coding region runs from base 266 to 748 and encodes 160 amino acids. Lineage: Eukaryota; Metazoa; Arthropoda; Insecta; Diptera; Tephritidae.
UAAGCGAAUAAACUGCUUGUGAUUGCAGAUUCACAAAACAGCCACUGUUUAGUCGUAUUUAUCCGGUCGUAGUGUACAGCAAACAAUAAGGCGGCAGCGAUCGUAACGGGCGAGCGUAUAGCGCGUUAAAGUGUUAACACACUCGAGCCGAAAUCGAAACGUAACCGAGCCAUAAAUUGAAAUAAAUUAUAAUACAAUUUUGUUUUUGAAAAAGUCAGUAGUUUGUGAUUUAAGUAAUAUUUCAAAAACUAAUUCCUAUAAAAUCAUGAAUGUAAGAGUGCUCUUAAUUUGCUUUGGUGUGCUUAUAUUAAGCUCUCAAGUGUGUGAUGGCCGUCGUGGACGUGGACGAGGACGCACUAAAUCCAGAGUACAAAUAGGUUUACCCAUAACAGGCAAAUAUCGUGAUCCAGAGUCGGAUCAGUAUUACAACAACAAUAAUGGCGCUAAAAUUUUGCAAGCCUCCCACUUCGAUUAUGAAUACGUUUUGGGGCAUAAAAUCGCUUUUCUUUGUGUGGCCAAAGGUAAUCCACGUCCACACAUAACCUGGUACAAAGAUGGUACAGAAAUUUUUCAACAUCUCUACAUGCAUGUACAUGAGUGGCGCAUUGGCGACGAUAGAGUUAAAUCGAAAAUCGAAAUUGAUCCCGCCACACAAAUGGAUGCCGGUCUUUAUGAAUGCACUGCUGAUAAUAUGUACUCAAUUGAUCGGCGUAGUUUCAAGACAGAUUUCUCGAUUGCUUUCGAUUAAUUUUUAUAAAAUACUAACAUAACUUUUUCAUACUAAAAAUUACUUUAGCAGUCUUACAAAUAUAAUUUAGUGUUAAAAUAAAAUACUUUUUGUUUUAACUCACGUAAAUGAGAUCUUCACAAUGUCCACAUAAUCGUGCGAGCGCGCAUAAUAGCCGCCAUCGGAAAGUGCACCCCAGAAAUUGCUCCAUAAUUCAUCGUAUUUGCUCACCACAGGCGCAACAAAUUGUCUGACAUGAAAAAUAUUUGCAAAAUUCAAUGUUUGUGUUAUAAAAUAAAAAAAAUGUAUUUAAUUAAAUAA